AUGGGGGCGCCCGGGACUCGGGGGAGCCGGGCAGGAAGGCGGAGGGGGCGGAUCAUCGUGAUCCCGGACCCGCAGACAUGGAGAGCGUUGCGAUCAUCGGCAGCGGACUCAUUGGUCGCAGCUGGGCCAUGGUAUUUGCUGCUGGAGGCUUCAAAGUGAAACUUUAUGAUAUUGCACAACAACAGCUAACAAGUGCACUGGAAAACAUUCGCAAACAAAUGCAAGAGCUGGAGGAGUCGGGAUUCCUGAAAGGAUCUUUGAGUGCGGAGCAGCAGCUGGCUCUCAUUAGCACCUGUACAGACCUGAAGGCAGCAGUAGAGGGUGCUACUUUCAUUCAGGAAUGUACGCCGGAGAAACUGGAACUGAAAAAGAAGGUUUUCAGUCAGUUGGAUCUUAUUGUUGGUGACAACGUUAUCUUGAGCAGCUCGACCUCUUGCCUCUUACCCAGCAAAUUGUUCACUGGCCUUAAGCAUGUUAAGCAGUGCAUUGUAUCACAUCCUGUAAAUCCACCUUACUUUGUACCAUUGGUUGAAAUUGUUCCUCAUCCAGAAACAGAUCCUUUUACUACAGAGAGAACAUAUGCCCUGAUGAAGAAGAUUGGUCAAUCUCCUGUCAAACUAAAUGGAGAAAUUGAGGGGUUUGUUCUGAAUCGGCUCCAGUAUGCAGUGAUAAGUGAAGCAUGGAGACUUGUGGGCGAGGGAGUAAUAUCUCCUACUGAUCUAGACCUUGUGAUGUCUGAUGGACUGGGAAUGCGAUAUGCGUUUAUUGGACCCCUGGAAACUAUGCAUCUUAAUGCAGAAGGUUUUACAAAUUAUUGUGAAAGAUACCGUCAAGGUAUGAGACUUGUUCUGAACACCUUUGGACCAGUUCCAGAAUUUUCAGGUGAAGUUGAGCAGAAAAUCAGUCAGGCAAUGUCUGAAAAAAUUCCAGUUGUUCCAAAAGCCUUGGAUUCCAGGAGAAAAUGGAGAGAUGAAUGUCUCGCUGGCCUUGCCAAACUCAAAAAGCAAUUGAAAUCUGACUGAGGUGCACCUUGUCCAACAGGAGAGACCAAAUGAAGAGCAGAUCUUCAUAAAAAGUGCAAAUUUUGGUCAUGUAGAAGAAAAUACUGAAUGUACAACCAGCAAUAUGCACAAAUUUAGAGACCAAUGAAACAUUUGGUCCAAAUUUGUUGUGAUGUAAUUCAGGAAUAACUGGAAACAGUUGUUAAAAAGUUCAGUUAAGAUUUAUCAAAUUAUUAUAUAUGUGCAUGAGAUGUGUAAGCAUUAAUUAGCUUUAGCAAUAUUAAUAUUGCGCAAUGCUGGAACACAAUCAUUUUUUAAAUAAUGCAUUUUUCAGCUUGCUUAGAAAUUCAGCACUUGAACAAUAUUUGCUUAUGCGGGGGUCUGAAAUAGGCAAACAUCAGCUGUUUGUCACUGGAGAAAAUAAGCCCUCACCCACCGAUCACUGUGAUAGCGAGGUUAAAGUGUAAAGCACUGCCUGUAGAUAGGAGAAGGCUGUGUUAAGUGAAGAGUAGAUUCACUGGCUGGUGAGCUGAGACCUCAAUGGCAGUAACAGUCACUUCAGGUUAGCUCUGUAACUGUUGCGUGGUGUAGGGGAAAGAAUUACUCCUCCUUUCCCUCCCUUUACCUCUUAGGUACCUAUAUGAUGUUCUAAAUGUGAGUAAAAAGAGGAGAAUUCCCUCUUCGUCCUUCACCCCUCAUUCUCUUAAGACUUACCAGAGACCUACUUGGUCUUCAAGGCUCUGCACUUGAUAUCCAUGGCUUUGCCCUCAGCUUAAGUCAGGUGUUUGAUGCUGGUCAUCGGCAUUGCUGCAUAAAUGUGUGCCCCAUUUGAAGAUUUGUCUAUGAGAAAUAUGAGAUUUUGAUUUAAUAGUUAGUUUGGGAGAUAAUGUGGUGUAGUGGAUAGAUCUGGACUCUCUCUCCCAGGCUACCCCACGAGUGUCUGAGUCGUCUUGGGAAGCCAGUUCACCCCUCUGUUGCCAUGUCUGUUUUGUACACUAUCUGAAGGAAGGAGUGGUUCUUUAGCACUUAGACAGCUGAAAAGACCCCAACUAUGUGCUUUUCUGCUCUCCUACAGAGGGAGAGAUGCUGUGGCUUAGAGCUAGCGUUUAUGCUUUUCUGCUGCCCUUCCUACAGGAGACACAACAUCUGUGUAUGGGCAGAGUAUACACCUGGAAGUAGUAAUAUCCUCAGCUGCUGCAGUGGCACGGUGCAGUCCACAGCAGGCAAAGCGUGUGUAAAAUGAACAUAUGUACCCUAUAAUAUAGUUGGACUUUGAUCUUAGAUGAAACCUUGGGGCAGGAACCUUUAUUGUUAUGCAGAGAGUAAGGAUAACUUCAAACAGUGAAUUGCACCCACACUGCUUGAGGUUAGCAUUUCUGAAUUUGUGUGAGCCGGUCAUGUAGUCACAGCACACGUGCGCAAGUGUUAAGCUGCCACUUUGCUAAUGUUAAGCUCAGAGGCAUUUCAAAUCUUGUUUUCUUACACAGGGUGCAGCACACAAACAAGUUACUGAAACUUAAUCAGUUGCCAUUCUGAGCUGAACAGCAUUAAUGUCUGUGUGAACAUAGCAAUGCCACUUAUUUCUGCUUGGGUCCCAGUAAAAGAGACGUAAGAUGAAGUAAGAUGAAUUGUAUCACUUGACGUAAGUGGUGGGCCAAGAACGUAUCUCUGGAUGCGAAACAUGGGCUGACAGACAUACAGCUGAUGUUGUCCCGUAGUCCUUUAUUGUCAGUGGAGAGAAAGGAAAAACUGUAAGCUAAAUUUAUUUUAUCCCAACAUAGAUCUAAAAUUGUUAUGUUUCUUCAUCGCUUUUUGUUGCUGCAGCAACUUCCUCAGCCUGCAUUUAGACAUCUGAAAUUGGGGAGGUCAGUUCUCACACCUGAUGCCUUAUUAUACAAUGGUAAAAUGAUUAUUAUUGGGCAGCCUGAUCUAGUGGGAUGUCCCUGCCCAUAGCAGGGGGGUUGGAACUAAAUGAUCUUUAAGGUCCCUUCCAACCCAAACUAUUCUGUGAUUCUAUGAUUCUAUGGUUCUAUGAUUAGGGGGGCAAUUUCCUUGUAUUGUGUAUGUUUUUAUAUUUCAGACAAGGCCAUAGAAGGUUCCAAUUACUGUCAAGAUUUUUCUAUGAGUAUAUGACGUUGUCAUAACUAAUCAGCUUGCAUUGCUUCUGUUUAUUCUGAGAUAUUUUAAAACUCAAUCAUGUCACUAAAUAUUUGCCUCCAUCUUUAUUACUUGCUUGUGAAUAAAAUAUUUUAAUGAGGAAGAUAUUAACUUCUGUGUUCCAGUGUGAUGCCAUAGUGGUAGCACCACAUAAUAGGUCUUUAGAAACCAGUGUCCUGAUAGAAUAAUUUGUGGAAGUCAGUGGAUGUAAAUAGACAAACAGACAAGAAGUAAAGAGCACUCUCCUCUAGCUGAUGUGUUGGUGGCCAGUUGCUGCAGACAUGGGGCCUUGCCAUGAGGGAGUGGCUUUCUUGGGUCGGGGGAAAGCACUCUGGAGAGUGCCAGAGCACAUCUGUGUGGCAAGCAGCUCCUUCACAAGGUCUGGCAUAGAGCAAAGCUCGCCAUGGAGCAUCAGUUCCUGCUCAGGUUCACAGCUGACAAAGAAUAUAUUUUAGCUGACAUUUGCUUAGCAUUUGAAGCACACAAAAAUACUGGUUGGUAAAUGCAACAACUGGAAAGCAUUAGGAGAAGGUAGCUAAUGGAAUGAGACGGACUGUCCUCAUCCCAGGGACCUGUACCCUGCUCACUAUUAAUUCUCUGCACUGAUCAGUUUUAGACUGUGUCUGAAUCCUGCGCUCAGCUUAGGGCUCCCAGUACAAGACAGACAUUGGACAAAUGAUAGGGGAGUCUCCCAAGAUAAUGAGACUGGAGGAGCUGGGCUUGUCCUGUCUUUUUUGCACUGUGGUUUUCUGUUUUCUGUUUGUGGUUUUAAGUUUGAUG
Cuculus canorus (common cuckoo) is the source of this 3938-nucleotide messenger RNA. RefSeq names its product crystallin lambda 1 (gene CRYL1). The record is from RefSeq and is a predicted model, not a curated record. Gene Ontology annotation, molecular function: L-gulonate 3-dehydrogenase activity; NAD+ binding. The transcript has 8 exons. The coding region runs from base 78 to 1022 and encodes 314 amino acids. Lineage: Eukaryota; Metazoa; Chordata; Aves; Cuculiformes; Cuculidae. Gene Ontology annotation, biological process: fatty acid metabolic process.